AUGGCUUCUGAUCUGAUUAACCUCCAAAGAGAUUAUUUACUGAAACUAAUAGGGAGUGUGGAAACGUCCAAUGGCCUCAAGUGUCUUGUCCUGGACGCCAAUUCAGAGAGGUUAGUCAAUAGCUUAAUCGACAGCAACACUUUGCUGAGGUAUGUUACCACGGUGGAAAGAAUAGAUAAGAAGCGGAAAAUACGGCUCUCAAUGGAAGGAGUCUAUUUAAUUGGACCUACAAAGUUUUCAGUUAAUUGCCUUCUGGCAGACUUCCAGAUCAAUCCCACUCGAUACAAAAAAGCUCAUUUGUUGUUUUUAUCUCCGUUAGCAAGAGAGUUGACGAAUCUAAUUAUGGGAAACAAACAGUUGGAGGCAAACACAAUUACGCGAAGGACCGUAGAUUUUACUUUGCUGCCUUUGGAAAGUCAUGUCUUCCUUUCGGAUGCUCCCGAUUCUCUCCCAACCUUGUACAAUGAGAACUGUUUGGACUUGAUUCGAUAUCAAGCGUCUCGAGCUGUGCAAACUUUAAUGAAUCUUUGCAUUAUAACUGGAGAGUAUCCUUUAGUUAGGUACUAUUCUCCCCAGAAUCCCAUUAAUAAGUCCUCGGUAUUGCCCCGAAUGAUUGCACAGGAGUUUCAAAGCACACUGGAUGAUUAUUGCAGAAUUAAGCAAGAUUUCCCUGGUGAUAACCCAAGGCCCCGGUCAAUUUUUAUCAUCACCGAUAGAACAAUGGACCUGCUGGCACCAUUGAUGCAUGAUUUUACCUAUGAGGCAAUGUGUUUUGAUCUACUUGAGUUCGCUGAAAAUGUUGACGGUGAUUAUCCCAAUACGUAUCGUUAUUCUGUGGAGAAUGAAAAUGGAGAGUUAUUGGAUAGAGAAGCUUCAUUAAAACCCCCCAUUGAUGACUACUGGGAAGAGUUGAGAAAUAUGCAUAUUUUAGAUGCCAGCAAUCAAUUAGAUGUGAAAUUGAAUAAGCUGAUAACUAAUAACCCUAUGAUGGUUGAUAGAGAUAAAGCCUCAGGAACAAGAGAUUUUCUUUUCAUUGUUGCUCACUUGCAUGGAUUUGACGAAGAGCGCAGGAAGAUAAUGUUACACAAGAAAUUGACUGAAGAGCUGUUGGUAAUAAAUAAUGAACGUCAUUUGGCAGAGUGUGCUGAUUUUGAGCAAAACUGUGCUGCAUUUGGAGUUUCUUAUGAUGGCGAAAAAAUCAAAGACAUGGCAUCUUUUUUACUUUCAUGGAUCUCUUUAGACUAUUUUACCACUUCCGAUAAGAUACGUUUAAUCCUGAUUUACGCCAUCUACAGAGGUGGACUGAUUAGAGCAGAUGUAUCAAAGCUGGUAAAAUUUGCGGGAUUAGCUUCUGCUGAGGAACACGUCAUGACAUUGUUUGAGAAUUUUUCUUUACUUGGAUUUCAGCUUUUGAAAGCUCAUCCAAAAGACAAAAGUUUCAAGAAACAGUUUUGGCACAAGAUAGAUAGUAAUGCUGUUCUAAACACAUCCAGAUAUAAACCAGCAAUCCAGGCUAUCGUAGAACUAGCAUCAAAGGGAAUCCUGGAUGAAGCUUCAUUUCCUUACAUAAAGGAUAAGCCUUUGGAAGUUAGUGAAACAAACCCUGAUUCGGCAACUUCUCUCAAAAAUCCAAGGUAUAGAGCUGCUUGGAGCAGAAAGGGUAGCAGUUAUAGUCCGCCUAAGCAGAGAAUAGUAGUAUAUUCUGCAGGCGGUAUAACAUACUCUGAAAUGAAGGCUGGAUAUGACGCUGGAUGUUUAUUGAAUAAAGAUGUUUUUAUUGGAAGUGAUGAGGUCAUCACUCCGAGGAUGUUUGUGAAUAAUGUUAUUGACUUGACGUCUGAUAGAGCCUCAUUAUCGCUAUUCUAUGAUCGAAGAAGAGCAGCGGGAGAGUCUGCUCCAAAAGUUUUGUUUGAACAGGAGAGUCAUCAUCGUCCUUCUAUAGGUGGUCCUGUUGAUUCUUCUGCUAGUUUGGCGUCCACCACAUCGCAAUCCCACGAGCCUCCUACAAAUGAUAAAGAAAAGCAUCGAAAAAGGGAUAAGCUGAAGAAAUUUUGGAAAUAG
Komagataella phaffii GS115 is the source of this 2061-nucleotide messenger RNA. RefSeq lists its product as uncharacterized. The transcript has a single exon. Bases 1 to 2061 code for a protein of 686 amino acids. The record is from RefSeq and is a predicted model, not a curated record. Gene Ontology annotation, molecular function: syntaxin binding. Gene Ontology annotation, cellular component: plasma membrane; secretory granule. Gene Ontology annotation, biological process: intracellular protein transport; vesicle-mediated transport. NCBI's taxonomy places the organism in Eukaryota, Fungi, Ascomycota, Pichiomycetes, Pichiales, Pichiaceae.